Messenger RNA from Cannabis sativa, 1128 nucleotides. RefSeq names its product (R)-mandelonitrile lyase 1-like. Lineage: Eukaryota; Viridiplantae; Streptophyta; Magnoliopsida; Rosales; Cannabaceae. The transcript has 4 exons. The record is from RefSeq and is a predicted model, not a curated record. The coding region runs from base 1 to 1128 and encodes 375 amino acids. Gene Ontology annotation, molecular function: oxidoreductase activity, acting on CH-OH group of donors; flavin adenine dinucleotide binding.
AUGAUUGUUAGUUCUUCUGCUCAUAGUUUAACACCAGAGAGAAAACAAUGGAGAAAGAUAGAGAAAGAAGAAGAAACAGAGAAGAGAGAAAAAGAGACUGAAAGGCAGAGAAAGAGAUUGAAAGUGUUUGUUGUAUUCAUCAACUGUUCUGAGUACAAGAGCUACAGUAACAACCUAAUAACAACCCAGAACAGUGUCCCUAAUAAUGCCACUGUGGAAAAAAUCAUCUUCUCUACAAAAGUAUCAAGAAAUUAUCAUUCUGGCGAUGACAAUGAUCAUGAUAACAACCCUCCAAAACCUUAUGCCAUUGGAGUGAUAUAUAGUGAUUCAAAAGGAAAGUCUCACACAGUGUUAAUUAAACGCAAAGGAGAAGUCAUAUUAAGUGCUGGUGCAAUUGGAAGUCCUCAACUUUUGCUACUAAGUGGAAUUGGCCCACAUUCUUACCUCUCAUCACUUAAUAUCCCAAUAGUUCAUUCUCAACCCAAUGUAGGAGAUUUCAUUGCUGAUAACCCUCGUAACAACAUUAAUCUCAUAAUCCCAUCACCAACUGAUCCUUCCCCAGUUCAAGUUGUAGGCAUUACAAACCAUUAUUUCAUCGAAACCAUCUCGGCUAAUCUUCCAGCUUCCCUAACUCCGUUACCUUUCAGCGUGUACCCUAAGUCCUCCACCGCGCAUUUGGGUAUGACCGUCAUUUGUGAGAAGCUAAGGCAACCCUUGUCAAGUGGCUCUCUAUGGUUGGCUUUGCCCAACGAUGUGAGAGUCACUCCACAUGUGCGGUUCAACUACUUCUCUCACCCUAAAGACCUCUCCCAGUGUGUCAAUGGGGUCAGGAAGAUUGGGGAGAUGUUAGAAACCAAUGCCAUGGAACGAUUUAAGAUGGUUGAUUCUAAUGAAGAGAGAAAUUUUAUGUAUUUUGGGCCUUCUUUGCCGACGAAUCAAUCAGAUGAGUCGGCAAUGGAAGAAUUUUGUCGAAGCAGUGUGACAACCAUAUGGCAUUACCAUGGUGAUGCACGGUCGGGAAAGUUGUGGAUGGUGAUUUUCGAGUUAUGGGGGUUAACUCGCUUCGUGUUGUGGAUGGUUCUACUUUUCGUGUCUCUCCCGGAACCAAUCCUCAAGCCACUGUCAUGA